AUGAAGCCCAAUGCUGCUCCCUCGAGUCAAAGUGGUGCUGCCUCUGGUGGAGAUAACGCUGUGCAGAUCAAGGAACCACAUGAACAUGAUGUACUCUGUGGUAGAGGUGGUUCUAUUAACUCUUGGAAAGGAAAUGAACGAUUUCGAACUCUCGUAGAAAAGAGGAAGCGUGUGUACCUCACAGCUCGUUUCAAACGAGAAAAGAGACUAAUUGCCUCCAGCAUUGUCCAAGAAAUCCAGUCUCUGGAACCGCCAGGGAGGUUUUUGUCUAGAAACACCAAAAAAGGAACCUGGUAUGUGAUCGACGAUGACAAGGCGAGAGAUAAGGUCUCACAGGCACUGCGGGAGAAUGCACCAUCCAUCCGGGCGGAAAUAGAGACCGAAAUCAAUGAACAACGGGCCGAGAUACAGAGGGCCCAGCAUGAAACACAUCGACCACCUCCCAAUGCCGCCGCCAAUCCUUACUAUCCCCAGGGAUGGGGCUACUUUUCAUAUUAUGGAUAUGCCCAGCAAUCGCCUCCAGGAGGCCCUCCUCACCCAGGAGGCCCUCCUCACCCUGGGGGUCCACCUCACCCGGGUGGCCCUAUGCCGCCGCCACCUCCUCAUUAUCACCCGGGAUACAACCCCGCUCAAUGGAAUCCUCCUGCUGCUCCGGCGCCCGUCCCACCUCCACAUCAGCAGCAUCCGCCACAGCAGCACCCGCCACAGCAACAUCCACAGCAAACGCAAAUACAACCUGCUCCGGCACCAUCUCCUCCACCUCCUGCAGCCCAACCACAACAGCCUCCUCCUCUUCCUCCGCAACAACAACAACCACCACCGCCCCAGCAGCAACAACAACAACAGCAAUUUGACUUUUCAUUUGCUCCCAAGAACCAACAUGCACAUCCACAGCGUGAGCCCGAGAGCCGACCCCAACAACCCCAGGUACAACACCAACAAGAGCGUCGUCACGCACCGCAACAAUCCCCUCAUCGGCAGCAAGACGACGACAAGUCCGUGUUUGACGCAACUGCGCAAUUCAUGAGCUCCAUGGCUUCAUGGACAAAAGAUGCCUUUAGCAUUGGAGGUGGCAUGUCAGUAGCAUCCAACCGUGACGACGAUCCUCAAGAAACAGCCUCACUCGCCAGUAAACCAAUCAAGUAUGUACAUCAACCUGAAGAUUCACAAAGUGUUGUAUCCAGGGCACGUUCUGUACAUUUCAAGGACGAACGGUCCAUCUCGGGGCGAUCCCUGGACAAUCGAAAACCAGGCAAACCGCCGCGCAUCAUGCACAGCAGUCAAAUCAGUUAUCCGCGAAGGCUCAAACGACGGGGCUCUCUUGGUGCGUCGGGGCCAAAUGGCAGACCUCCACCCGGCAUUCACAACCCAAUGGCUCCGGUUAGCAGUGUGAAUCUGGAUGGUCACAACGAUGGCAUGAUUUCACUCAUCACUACGGAAGGCAUGAAUUCUAUUGUUGAGGAAGGACCGCUAAUGAUCGAUGAAUAUCAUCACCCAGCCAUGCACCAGAAAUAUCCCAACGAAGAGUACAAGGAGUGCGAGCCAGAUCCCCUGCCUAUUAGUCGACGAUCCAGGGCAUCUGGUGCUGAUGAUGCCAGCAACUCGAUGUUGGCAGCAGUGGCGAAUCAGAUUGUCAUGGGUAUGGGCUCCUGGGAUGCCGGUAGCAUUGCUUGUGGUCCAGAGUCGUCAUCUCGACAUAACAGGAGGAGGAGGGAUGUCCCAAAAGAGGUCGACAAGUACUCGGAGACUAUGGCUGUCGAAAUUGAGGGCCAGGAGGUGCAACUUGUCGACAUGAUGGAAACGCACAUGGAGCUGGGAGGUGACAAUAGUGUUUUGGAAGAGCGAAUGCCCGCUCACGAGAAGGAACGUCUGCAAGUGGAUUGGCCAGCUCGUGUGGGUAGCUGCCAUUCUUUCCUGAACGACUCGCUGUCAUUGGCGGGUGCAUCUUUCUUCAGCACUGGUAUCAAUUCUCAAGGGGAUCUAGCAUCAGCGGCUUCAAGUAUGGACAUGGAUGUGUCUUCGGGGACCGAUCCUUUCUCGUGUGCGAGUUCUGUUGGCGGCGCCUCUCUUUGUCGCGUCUUUGACGGAGAGGGCGUGCCAGCGCUCCGAGAUCAUACAAUGCAUGCCCUGCAGUCCCCGCAACACCGUGCUCUUACGCAAGUACCCUCCUGGGAACGAAGCCUAAGAAGCAGGAGUCCAGGUGGGUCGCGUGACCACGACGAUGACAACGGCUCGUUGGUGACGAAGAGCAGCGAGAAGUUGAUGGGCGGAAGCAUUGCAACAAUGGGAUCUAUGGACGACAGCAACGACAAAGGCGGCAAUGGGAUGAUGGCCUGGGAGACUCACAAGAAACGGCAAGAGUAA
This is a messenger RNA of Seminavis robusta, 2364 nucleotides long. Lineage: Eukaryota; Bacillariophyta; Bacillariophyceae; Naviculales; Naviculaceae. The record is from the annotation of a GenBank genome assembly.